AGACUAGAAGUCAUUGCGGAUAUCUGGGAGCAGGUGCGAGCGGAGGUUCUGCAGGAGCGUCUAGAGCAGCUGAGCCGGAAGGUCCUUCUUCAGCGGGAACUUAUCUCGGCGCAGGACCAACGCGCCCAGAUCAUUCGGCGUCAAGAGCAGGACUUGAAGCUCAAGAAACGCAAUGAGCAGAAGAAAAAGAGACAAGACAUACUGGCAGAUCUGCAAGCCAAAUGUAAACAGGCCCUAGCACACGACCAGGAGACAAAAAUCAAGUCACUUGCCAGUAACACAAGUGCACAGUCAAGAAAGAAAAACAGAGAUAAUGAGCACACAUGUGAGAGGAGCACCUCCAUCCCCAGAAGAGAUCACAGUAGCAGCAGUAGUUCACAUGCUGACAUACCAGUCUGCUCUUCCACACAGGAGAUAGAAAAUGAAGCUGAUGAUAUCUGUAAGGAUGAACAUGCUUCCAGAAAGACAGUUGAAGGAAUAUCUGCUACAAUCCAGAAUACAGAGCUUUUCAAACUGUAUGGGCAUAAUGCCGGUAAAUACAGUGAUGCCAGAAAGCUGUUUCACAAAAAAAUCCCCCAUGCAAGUCUGAAAAAAUUGGCAGGACACUUGAGUGCCAGCGAGAUCUGGACAACUUUGUGGUCAGACUCGGUCUCUAAACUAUUGCAAGCAGACGAGAGAUUUCCUAAGGAUCUGAAGGAGACAUUCAGUUCUCAUGUGCGGCAGGGAAUCACUAAGUUCAGGAAACCUGUUUCCAGAAGCUUUACCCUGACUGAAGAUGUGCCUGACCUGGACUUCUUGAUGGACAAGUCCAAGCUGCAUCGUGUCAGAGUUCGACACCACAAGACUCAGCUGAUGUAUCGCUCUUCACUUGUCAACCAGGACAGAACCAGGAUUCUCUUGUUCAACAACCCUCUACCAUCUCUCAGUGAUGAUGAGGAGGGGGUUAGCAGGUUUCUUCCUCCAUGUGACGAUACAGAUUCUGUCAGCACAGAAGCUUCUUACUUGAGGUGGCUUAAAGAGGAUCAUUGCCUUGAGAGGGGAGAUAACCAUGAGAUAGCUCCCUACGUUGGGAGAAUGACGCGGCCUUCCCUCUUGUCUGGUGGCUCUGCUGCCAGUAAGGAUUUGCAGGACAUCUGCAAUUCUCUGGUAACAAGGCGGAAACCCAAGAAACAGCCCAG
Molecule: messenger RNA, 1178 nt
Organism: Candidula unifasciata
Lineage: Eukaryota; Metazoa; Mollusca; Gastropoda; Stylommatophora; Geomitridae
Source: the annotation of a GenBank genome assembly